This is a messenger RNA of Diachasma alloeum, 3032 nucleotides long. RefSeq lists its product as uncharacterized. Gene Ontology annotation, molecular function: RNA binding. Bases 285 to 2867 code for a protein of 860 amino acids. Gene Ontology annotation, cellular component: nucleoplasm. Gene Ontology annotation, biological process: RNA processing. The transcript has 9 exons. The record is from RefSeq and is a predicted model, not a curated record. Lineage: Eukaryota; Metazoa; Arthropoda; Insecta; Hymenoptera; Braconidae.
CAUGGGCUAUCAGUGACCCAUUGCAGUACGUAACCUGCCAUCAGGGGCAUUAAAACAAAAAUAAAACUCAUUUUUCAACAUUUUUAUUCACUCGUAAAAAAUAAUCUGAGAACAACUGCACAAUGACGAAAUUAGCGAGUGCACCUUCGUGAGGUACUAGACGUAAUUGCAGUGACCGAAUUCACAUCAAUGCCAUCAAUGGUCUCCACAAUCGUCUCCUGAUAGACAAAAAACAUCCAAAACAUUUGGUGGAAAAAUAGAAUUUGGUGAAAGAAAUACGAAACAUGGCGUAUCGUGGGGUGAAGGGCUCCGAUCCAUUUGUGUCAAAAACCUCGAGGAAUGAGCGUUUUGCACAAAUGUCCAAGCAGGAGCAAAUUAUACAGCAGAAGAAAAUGGAAAUUCAGGCGAAAAUGCAGGAGAUGAAGAGCAAACAGGCCUCUGAGAAUGUUAAAAAAUCGUCGGCGAAUAGUGCAAGUACUGCGGGGAAAAAUAAUUCUGCUGUCAAGAAAGAGGACGAGAAGCCAACGUCCCAGCCCACCGUCAAUUUAUUCGCCAACGACGGUAGUUUCCUAGACCAAUUCAAGAAAAUAGCACAUAAAGCCCCAUCGACAAAGCCCGAAGUCCCCCAAAAGCCGGAAGAAAAGCGUGAAGAUAGGUCGGAUCGAGCGGAUAGAAACGAGAGAACAGAGAGGACCUACGACUCCCGCGAGAGGCGAUGGAACGGUGAAAAGACCCGGGACUGGGAGAGAAGAGACAGACGAAGGAACGAGAGCCGUUGGGGCAGGAGUUCCGAGCGUCGAAGAAGCUCCUCCUCCAGUCCGUCGCCCCCUAGGCACAGAUCCUCGCCCUCUCCGGACUCUAGGAGGCCUCCUUACCACCAAGUGAACGGUCCCCGUCCCCAAUUCCCCCCUCAGUGCCACCAGAGUCCACAGACGCCUGCAGUGGCCCCUCUGGUGCCUCCCCCCAUCAUCCAGAUGACUAAAGUUCCACCUCCAACCCUCAGGAACAUCAAUCCUGUCAGUGCUCCUAGGGCUCCUAUCGUUCAGAUCCCCAUGAAGACCGAGGCCUUCCCCGUGGAGACACCCAGGAUGUCCCUGCCACUUCCCCACAUGAUCAGACCGCCACCUCCACCCAUUAGACUCCCACCAGCUGUUCCCAAUACCACGGUUCCACCACCGAGUAUUCCCAUGCAGAACCUGACGCAGGUUCCACCGACCCCUCAACAUCUCGUCCCUCAGACCUGUGGAGGAAUGAGUAAUCUGGGGCUCCAAGGGACAAUCCCACCGACUAUUCCCACAAAUGUUCCUCCACCAGGGCUUCUGCCUCCUAUGACACAGAUGCCACCCAACAUGGUGGGGCUGAACCCCCUGGUGACGACGUCGGGCAACAUCGGGGUGGCCAGUGUUCCCAGUGUUCCUAAUGUUCCUCCACCGGUUAUGCCACCGAUCAUCAUCUCGGCACCACCACCUGUCCAUGCGGUCGGGGGAAUCAAUGCUGUGCCAACGGUACCACCACCCAAUCUCAAUGUUCCACCACCCAGUGUGCCACCUGGGAUCAUUCAGGGGAAUGGAGGCGCUGGGUGUAUUAUGGGAACCAGGUUCCCCGUGGCUAAUGUCCAGGUUCCACCACCCGCGAGGGCACCCGCGCCUAAUAUUGCUGGAGGGGUUUCAGGUCGUAAUUGCCCGGUAGAAGCUGAACAAUUGGCGAGAAUAGUGGCUGACUGUGGGGAUGCCAUUGAGCAAGAAGUACGCGAGAAGAAUGCCCAAGAUCCCAAGCUCUGGUUUCUGCACCAAAAGCAAAGUGCAGCGUAUCUGCAGUACAGGGGAUUGGUGGCCAAAUUUCGGGCUGAAAAGGCUGAUAAAGAUGGGAGUAAGAAGGGCGCUGGGGCUGAACCAUACUGCCCGGAAGAGGCACUCAGUGACAAUGACGAUGUCGAUAAAACAACUAUUAAAAGUUUAUCACAGAGUGACAUGUCAAAGGAGGAAAGCAGAGAAGAACGAAAACGAAAGCGACGGAGUCGUUGGAGUGAGCCAGAUAAUAAGAUUUCUAUUCCCGGGGUGAUAGUCUCACCAGUUAUUCCUGGUGUACCUCCGACAAUGCCCAUUCGUCCGCCAGGACUGGCUCUCCCUGGCCAGGGACUGCCGGUUAUGCCACCGAAGGGCCAGAAUACCAAAGGAAAGAAUCCCAUGCUCACGAAAAUAUGUAGGAACGAUCCUGCGUUGAUACAGUACGCCAGACAGACCUUUGGGACGUUGGAUCUAAGUGAGGAGCAGUGGAAAAAAGCUGAGGAUCAUUACAAGAUCAAUCUCCUCUACCAAAAUUUAUUGAAAAAACGAGAAGAAGUGAAACGCUUAGAAUCCCAGGGAAAGCAUAAAUACGAAUACGACAGUGACGAGGAGACUGAAGGUGGCACAUGGGAGCAUAAAAUAAGAUCAGCGGAGAUGGAGGCAACGCAAAUAUGGGCUGACGAGUUGACAGCUCAGGCAGAGGGUAAACAUCAUAUUGGCGAUUUCUUGCCACCGGAUGAGCUCAAGAAGUUUAUGGAACAGUACAGUGCCCUCAAGCAGGGAAAGGAGCCUGAUCUCAGUGAUUACAAGGAGUACAAACUUAAGGAAGAUAAUAUAGGUUUCCAGAUGUUACAGAAACUGGGCUGGAGUGAAGGUCAAGGAUUGGGCAGUGAGGGGAGUGGACGUGUGGAACCAGUAAACAAGGCAACCAGCAGACUGGACAGCGCCGGUCUAGGGUCUGAGAGGCCGGACAACAUAUCACGUGACGAUGACGAAUUUGACGCGUACAGGAAGAGAAUGAUGCUCGCAUAUCGAUUUAGACCGAACCCUCUGAAUAAUCCACGAAGGCCUUACUACUGAUGCAACCCGCCAUCACAUGGUCGUAAAAUUUUGUAUAAUAAAUUCACCAGCGAGUAUCAAAUUUUCUAUCAAAGAAUCAAAGUGAGACAAUGCUAUUUUAUAUAUAUCGUAUGAUUUAAGUAUGUUUAUUUUAAAGAAUUAUAUCGUAUUAUCUAUGUUGUUGGC